Staurois parvus is the source of this 248-nucleotide messenger RNA. Lineage: Eukaryota; Metazoa; Chordata; Amphibia; Anura; Ranidae. The record is from the annotation of a GenBank genome assembly.
GUGUCAGUGGGGGGAAUAGUGCCCCAUCAUUGGUGUCAGUGGGGGAAUAGUGCCCCAUCAUUGGUGUCAGUGGGGGGAAUAGUGCCCCAUCAUUGGUGUCCAUCAGUGGGGGGGAAUAGUGCCCCAUCAUUGGUGUCAGUGGGAGGAAUAGUGCCCCAUCACUGGUGUACAGUGGGAGGAAAAGUGCCCCAUCACUGGUAUCAGUGGAAGGAAUAGUGCCCCAACACUGGUGUCAGUGGGAGGAAUAG